ACGAGCGAAAUUUCGAUCACCGCGCCUCUACACAAGUGACAGCAGAAGCUUCAAUUGUAAACAUAGAGUCACAGCAAUGUCCGCGAGUGAUACGAAUUGUGAUAGAGAAACGCAAGGAAAUGGGGAUAUUUUUGCGAAAAGCUACUGGCCACCUGUUUAUCCAACCGGAAACCAUACAGUGCUGUACAAUGUUCCUAUUGUGCAGUCAAAUCAGCCUCCAGUGCCCCGAAGAAGCGCCCCCAGGUGGGAUUCAGAUCAUGUCCGGAUGCCCUGCAGUAACAUGAGCCAGUACCCGCUGAAAAAGUCUGACGGCACUUCUGAUGUUGUCAGCAGGUGGGAUUUGAUCCGGACAGCUCUGCAGCCACCUAUAAAAUCCAGUCGAGAGCUAGAAACGGCCAUCCUGUCGUAUAACAACAAAUACGCGAGAUCCUGGUCGUUUCGGGGACUCCAUAGUCUGUUUGACAAAGGCGAUGAGGAAGAUUCUGAGACAUUCUUCACAGUUAUGCUGCCGAAGAUCAUGGAUUUGGCUCUGAAAUUGCCCCAACUGAUUCCCGGUGGUAUUCCACUGCUGAAGCAAGGCCGAAAUCACUCGAUAAGCCUGAGUCAAGAGCAGGUUGCAUGCCUGGUUGCAAAUGCCUUCCUCUGCACCUUUCCGCGGAGGAACACCUUGAAGUGGGAGUCAGAGUAUGGGAACUAUCCAGACAUUAACUUCAACAGACUCUUUGCGAGCACAGAAGCGCGGUGUCUGGAAAAGAUUAAGUGCAUUUGUCACUACUUCAAGCGUAUCUUCAGCAAAAUGCCCACAGGAGUGAUCACAUUCUCCCGCAGAUUCGUGGAUCCUCGCCUCAUGCCGCGGUGGGAUUUGGCAGAUGCGCCCUUUGAGGCAGUGAAGGUGGAUGUGAGAACGGAUGGGACCAUUGAGGAUAAUGGCAAGGGUCUUCUUCAAGUGGACUUUGCGAACAAAUUCGUUGGAGGAGGUGUUCUGGGCUCAGGCUGUGUUCAGGAGGAGAUUCGCUUCGUCAUCUGUCCCGAAUUGCUGAUCUCUCGGCUCUUCACUGAGGCGCUGGACAAAACUGAGGCUCUACAUGUGAUCGGGGCUGAACAAUUCAGUGAGUAUUCAGGCUAUGCAGGAAGUUUCACGUGGAAAGGUAAUCACAUCGAUGACACGCCGAGGGACGAGUGUGGGCGGCGGAAAUGCCACAUUGUGGCCAUUGACGCGCUCCACUUUGCCGAGGAAGCGCAGCAGUAUCAAGCUAAGUUGAUGCUGAGGGAGCUGAACAAAGCUUAUGUGGGAUUCCUGCCGUCGGAGAGGGACAAACCAUUUGCCGCCGUGGCGUCUGGCAACUGGGGCUGCGGCGCCUUCAAUGGGGACUCGAAACUGAAGUCCCUGCUGCAGAUAAUGGUGUGUACUCUUACCAAGAGAGACCUGGUGUACUUCACUUUUGGCGAUUGCGUCCUCAAGAGUGACAUUGACGAGAUGUUUGGCUUUCUGGUGGAACGGAAACUCACUGUGCAAGACAUCUAUCGAUGCCUAUGCGAGUUUAGCAGGAAGAAAAUGGCAGGAUACAGUCUCUAUGACUACAUCUAUCGGAAAUUUCGCGAUCCCGCGAUACCGCAGAGCUCUAGAUCACCUAGGAAUGUCUCCGGCACGGAUCCAGAGGAUCAAACGCCAUCCCUCGUGGACUGCCUCGAUGAGUACUUCGCUCGAGAGAAUCCCAGUAAAACCAAACCACCGCCGGUGGUGGUGAAUAUCCUGGCUCCGCCUAAGAACCAACCUAAGAUCGUGGACUUCUUCAAGAAACUCUAAUAAUUCACUUUAUUAUACUUUAUGAACGAAUAGAGAUGGAAAUAUUUUCUAGAACAUCUUUACGACUUUUCACUUCCUCUCGGAACCGUGAAUGUGCGCCA
Phlebotomus argentipes is the source of this 1908-nucleotide messenger RNA. RefSeq names its product poly(ADP-ribose) glycohydrolase (gene Parg). Gene Ontology annotation, molecular function: poly(ADP-ribose) glycohydrolase activity. Bases 77 to 1807 code for a protein of 576 amino acids. Gene Ontology annotation, cellular component: nucleus; cytoplasm. NCBI's taxonomy places the organism in Eukaryota, Metazoa, Arthropoda, Insecta, Diptera, Psychodidae. Gene Ontology annotation, biological process: ATP generation from poly-ADP-D-ribose; regulation of DNA repair; carbohydrate metabolic process. The record is from RefSeq and is a predicted model, not a curated record. The transcript is spliced from 3 exons.